This is a messenger RNA of Penicillium arizonense, 1539 nucleotides long. RefSeq lists its product as uncharacterized. NCBI's taxonomy places the organism in Eukaryota, Fungi, Ascomycota, Eurotiomycetes, Eurotiales, Aspergillaceae. Gene Ontology annotation, molecular function: DNA binding. The transcript has 4 exons. The record is from RefSeq and is a predicted model, not a curated record. The coding region runs from base 1 to 1539 and encodes 512 amino acids.
AUGAUUCCUAUCAAUUCCCUUUUGAACCACGAGAUCGAGCCCGAACGGUCUUACCGUGUCUCUGCCUCGCAGAAGCGGCCGAGGAUGGCUAAAGAUGCCCCGGUCUUUCGCCCUGGUAAGAUCCAGGGCGAGUGUCGCUACCCUCCUCACGAGGACCGUGACGAGGAGCUAGAGAGAGCCCAUGAGCAGUUUAUGAUGAAGCCCAUGGGGUCCAUUGCCAAGUUCCCUCGUCAUAUUCCCUAUGCCAGUGACAAGAAGUCCUUCCAAGAGAAGACUGGCCGUGAUAGCUUUCACGUCUUUCAAUACACGUUCAAGGUCCCCAAUGAAGAGAAGGAGUGGCAUGUCAUGUGGGACUACAACAUCGGCAUUACAACCCCGGCCAAGAUGCUCAACGUCAACCCAGGUCUCCGCGAUAUCUGUCACAGCAUCACCGGCGGUGCACUCUCCGCUCAAGGCUAUUGGAUGCCAUUCGACGCCGCGAAAGCCCUAGCAGCAACUUUCUGCUGGAAAAUCCGCUAUGCCCUAACUCCGCUAUUUGGCAACGAAUUUCCAGCCAUGUGCAUCUCCCCGAACGACCGAAAGAACUACGGUCGCAUGGUCAUCCCACCAGAAAUUAUUCGGCGCGCCACAGAGACUGCGAUGUACUACCGCUCUCUGGAGGUGCGCAACAGCACCGUUCACCCGCUAACGCCCCCAAACCGCCAUCUUCCUUCCAUGACCCAUCACCUCCUCCAUGGUCCGGAGAGAUUGACCAGAACUCUUGAGACAGAUGGUGAUGGUGCUCUCAAUCUGCGUCUUCCGCCGCCUAAGAUUCCUCACCACAAUGCGGACAGUGUUGCUAGUGUUGCUAGUGUUGCUGGUGUUAGAAGUGCGAGGGACUCAUCUAUGGAGCCAUUCUGCAUGUCGCUUAAGAGCAUGUCGCCUUCGAGUUUCACACCUAUCAAUCAUCCACGCACACAUGCCGAUCCUCACUUGCAACCUAAGACUAUUAUCGCUACCAUUUGCAAGGCGAUGCGCCCUGAUCAUGCCGCCGAGGGUAUCAGCGAGGACAGUGAUACGGACAGUGUUGGAUCAUCGAACGUGUAUUCCACACCAAACUGCUCCUCGAUGGAUGGGAUCAUGGACAUCGAAAAGCCCGGAGUUAUCGAUGGUAUACCCUCAGACAUGGACACCAGACCGAGCGACUCUGAUGAUCUCACCUGCUCGGACGAAGAGUGGGCUGAGGAUGACGCCAAUGAUGAAGACUACCGAGGGUCAGCCGUCAAGAGAGAGGGUGUUGCAUCCCACAGCACCAAGUCUGCGUCUCGCAGUUCAAGACCGAAGAAGAACCCGAGCCGUAAGACUCGAGCUCUACGUCCUCGGUCGUCGCCCCACUUCGCCCACGAGGUCAAGGCUGCCGAGGCUCUGCUCCAUCUGCAUAAGAAUGAGUUGGAAGCUAGUGAGAUUGAUCUUGAGAUGGAGGAUCUCGGCUCGCCUUUUGGCUUCAUUUCUCGGAAUGGGGCCCAUAACCAUCGUAAGCGGCGUCGUGCCUCCUAUUGA